Messenger RNA from Pristis pectinata (smalltooth sawfish), 1807 nucleotides. RefSeq lists its product as uncharacterized. NCBI's taxonomy places the organism in Eukaryota, Metazoa, Chordata, Chondrichthyes, Rhinopristiformes, Pristidae. The transcript has 2 exons. The record is from RefSeq and is a predicted model, not a curated record. The coding region runs from base 123 to 1598 and encodes 491 amino acids.
UGCUGGAGCUGCCACUGCUUCCCGGCAGACUGGGAGGGGCGGAGAGGACCAGUGGCCCGGCACAGGAUUCCCGGAUCCAACGAGCGACAGGAGUGAGACUGUACAGUGGGAGAGGUGCCAACAUGUCGGGCAGCCAGUGCCAGGUUCCUCUGGUCACUGGACCAGUGUCAGAGAGCUUCAGUCUGAUGGUUCAGGCCCGGAUCAACUGGGAGAUGUUCCUGACACCAAUGUCCAGCUCCAUCGCCAUUCUCGCUGACCUGGUGCGUCAGGCCAAGAGCGGGAAGGAUGUUCCUCUCAACCCAGACCCCAAGAAUCCAGGGUCAUUCCAAGGAAGCCUGCUGGACAUUUGUCUACAGGCUCCAAGAUUGUUCCAAGAUAUCCGUAACAACAUCUUCAAGAUCCAGUGCAAUUGUCAGGACAUGCCUGUCCUCUUGAAGAAGGUGAGGGAGGGGUUCGGCGUGGACACACGCCUUCCUCAGAAGCUGAAGCUCAUUCAGAACUGCACUAAGGAGUGCAGGGCUGCUGCAGGGUGUGUGGAGGAGACCCUCUCCUCCCUCAACAAGCAGCUCUCCGAGCUACUGGAGAGGUGUGCAGCGUCCCAGUGCUGCAGCCAGGCACAGCUCCAGGAAGUGCAGGCAGCCCUGGGUAAAACACGGCAGGGCAUCCAGUCAGUCGAGGAAGAGAAGAAAGCUCUGGAGGAGGAGUGGUCCCAGGUUUCCCUGGAGAGGGAGAAGCUCAUGGAUGCACUGAAUGAUGUCAAGUCACGGGCCUUCACUGACACCCUGUGUGAGGAAGGGCUGAGGGAAUUGCGGGAGCAUUUACCCCAGGUGCUGGACCUUCUGGGCAGUGUGAUUAACCCAACAGUCCUGGUCUCCGAGCUCGGGAAAGGGGUCAAGUUCAUCAUCAGCGAGAUCUCUGCCCUGAGAAAUAAGGAUUCCAGUUCUGCGCUCAGUGCCUUCCUGGAUGAUGUGGAAAAGAAGGCCUCACAGAAGAUCGAGGAGGUCCAAUCUCAGAUGGAUCAAGCUGGACAGAAGUACAAGCAGUGUCUCCGAGAGAUGGAAGAUCUGAGGAAACAGAGUGCGCAGUUGUCAGAGAAUUUAACUGCCCAGCGGACGCAGGAGCAGGACAUCAGCUCGACACUACUGCUGAUGUCUAAAGACCUGGAGCUGCUGGGGAGCAUCAGAGCCAACUGGUCCCAGGCCAUCAACUUCAUUCACCUGAUCCCCAAACUAAUGGGAGAUUGCCAGAAGAUGUUUGAGAGGGUGGGUGGUGGGAAGGAUGGAGCUAGUACCCAGGCGAUUGUGUUCCAAGACCAAGUGUCCCAGGCAGGCACCAUCGUGACCCUCCUCGGGACCAUGUCAGGAACCUUUGUGGAGAUUUAUGAUAAGAGCUUGCAGGGUCCACUGAAGGAUCUGGGUGAGGUCCUGGUCCAGGAAGGCAUUGACUACAAGUUGAAGACCAUCAAGAUGAAUUGUCAGAGAGCAGAAGAAGAGGUCCAUCAGCGGGCAAGGAAGGUUCAGGAGGCAUUUGAGGAGGAACUGUUGCAGGGAAGUCACGCCCUUGGGAAACUGGCAGCUCAGCUUGGCCCCAGGGGGUGAGGGAGGGGAGGGUGGGUGUGGGAGCUAGGCUGUACUUAGGGAACUCCACAUGGAAGCAGCUCCAGAACACCUUAAUCAUGGCAGAAGAACGGGCUGCAGCUCCCCGAGCCUCCUGACACCCACUGUACCUCUCCCCGACCCUCUGAUGAGGGUAACACCUACUGACCCUCACCCUCUGAACCUGCUGACAAUAAAGCUGUCGAAUCUGU